UGACACGAAGGAGGGGUGUCGAUCGUCCGUGUCGCAAAAGCUAAUCACCUGUUCAUCUCGUCUCGCUGCUGCCAUCGUCUUCCCCCGGCAAAAUUUUCCGUUCGUCCAACUCCAUCCCAGUCAGAGUAGAAAAUCGAGUCUUUGCCCUCCUGCUCCAGGCGAGGGGGCUGCGAGAUUGAAGGUCGAUCCGUAAUCGAUUCCUACCGGUGGUACGGUACGGAAGCAAACCCUAGCCCGUUCGCAUCAACUACCAGAUCGAUUUGCAGAAGUCCAUGAUUGUUACUGCGUGCGGAGAAAUAGUCAGUUUCUAUGAUUAUUUACUGAAAAUAUAUAUCAAAUGAUCAUCGAGGUCGUCCACCGUGUGAUGAUUUUAUUGCCGACCAAUUGAUCGAUUCGAGUUGAGCCCUUUGGGAUACGUACGUACACGAUGAGUAGCAGCAAGAGGAUGAUGGCCGAUGUAUCCGGCGGUGGUUGGCUCCCGGACGAGAUGAUCAUGGAGGUGCUGCUGCGGCUCCCCGCCAAAUCCCUCCUCCGCUUCCGGGCCGUCUGCCGCUCCUGGGCGGCGCUCUUCUCCACGGAGCAGUUCCGCGGCCUCCACAUGGCGACCCCCAAGGCAGCGCCGCCCAAGCUGCUCUUCGUCUCGCCCACAGCAACGUCCGACUCCUCGACGGAGGUGUGCUCAGUCUCCCUGUCAGCAGGCCCCGAAGAUGACCUGAAGCUCUUCACCCUCGACUCUGCCUGCGGCGACUCGAUGCAGCUGCUCAUGCCGGCACCCUGCCAUGGCCUCAACCUUCUGUUCGACGCCGUCGCGCCGGCCUACUACAUCUGCAACGCGGCCACACGAGCCGUCACACGUCUCCCACCUUUCCCUCGCGGGUUCAGGCAUGCAUCUGCCGGGCUGGGGUUUGAUGCCCGGACAAGAAGGUACAAGGUGGUCAGGCUAAUCGGAGGGACACACGAUGACAUCGAGUCCGUCAGGUGUGAGGUGUACACACAUGGAGACCACGUAGGUGGUGGUUCUCCUAUGGAUAGCUGGAGGCCGCCCGCCGGCGGAGGAGUGCCCCUUGGAUUGCGCAGGUUCGCGGGUGCUGCUGUUAGUGAUGCACAAUUUCACAAUCUACCGCCUGUGUUUGCAAACGGCUCCCUACACUGGUCGCUCCACCCUCUCUCCUCCAAAAGGCCAAGGGCUGCUGUGAUAUCAUUUUCUCUUGCAGACGAAACCUUCAGUUUCAUCGGACCGCCGCCGUUCUGGACAUCGCCCGCACCCUUAUUGGCAUCAGAUCCAGAGAGCAUCCCCUAUCGCAACGCGGAAUUAGAAGGGCAUCUUGUGCAGAUGGAUAACCAACUAUGUAUGGUCCGAGACCUUCGAUAUGAUGGUAAUACCGGUGGUUGCAUUUUGGAGAUCUGGAAAUUGUCGGACCGUAGCUCCGGUGCUUGGUCACUGUAUCAUGCCGUUCAUUUGUUCGGGCGUGUGGCGAGAGAUCUAUGUCGGCCGGAGGUUAUGAGAGUUAUCGGUUCCACUAGCGGCAAUGGCAGGUUAGGGAAGAAGAUAAUCAUCAUUACUAGCGAGCACAUAAUGUACGAUGAGUUUCGGAAGAAGGCUCACACCUAUGACCUUAGCUCUGAAUCUCUAGAGACCAUUCUUUCAAUCGAGGAGACACACGCAUCACUUGAAGGCGUCACUCCAAGUUCAAGAUUUAGUUUAUUUGAAGAGAGCCUUGCUCCAGUGCAUCGAUUUGCUGAGCAUGCUUGAUCAAUUGUCCUCCAUACGACAUCGCUUCUAGCCUUGAACCGCUUUCAUUUUGUUCGAGGAAGGCCCGACCUCUCUAUGAUGUACACUUCUUAGCCAGAGUGCUCUCACACACAUUUUGCAAUGUUGAAGCUUUGGUACUUUGGUGCGUCCACACUACUGCUAUGUGGUUUCCACAAUUGUAGUCUUUGUUGUUGUACAAUCAUG
This is a messenger RNA of Triticum aestivum (bread wheat), 1957 nucleotides long. Its product is annotated as F-box protein At5g49610-like. The transcript has a single exon. NCBI's taxonomy places the organism in Eukaryota, Viridiplantae, Streptophyta, Magnoliopsida, Poales, Poaceae. The record is from RefSeq and is a predicted model, not a curated record. Gene Ontology annotation, molecular function: protein binding. Bases 428 to 1753 code for a protein of 441 amino acids.